AUGGAACCUUCGCAAAAAAGAAAACGGGGCUCAGGAUGGUCUCAAACUGAUCUUCAGAAUGCUCUAGAUGAUAUAAAAAACAACCAAAUGUCUGAGCGUGCAGCAGCUUUAAAAUACAAUAUACCACGGCGAACGUUGAAAAAUCACAUAAAAUCUGGAAGCGUGGUGAAGAGGAUAGGAAGAAAAGCUGUUUUUACCGACACACAGGAAAAGGAAUUAGUAGAGAGAAUUAAGAAGUUUUCAAGUAUAGGCAUGCCUUUGACACCAAAAAUAAUACGUAAACAAGCUUACUUAUUUUGUGAAAGAAAUAAUAUACAAAAUCCCUUUAGUGACAAAAAAUUGACUGCUGGCAAGAAAUGGCUUAACAAUUUCCUCGCACGAAAUAAAGACAUAUCUCAACGUAAAGCACAAUUCAUGAACCCUGCGAGGGCUCAGAAAUUAAAUAAGCAUAUAGUUGACAAACAUUUCAAAGCUAAGCAAAGCUGA
This is a messenger RNA of Parnassius apollo (apollo), 486 nucleotides long. The record is from the annotation of a GenBank genome assembly. Lineage: Eukaryota; Metazoa; Arthropoda; Insecta; Lepidoptera; Papilionidae.